AUGGGUGCUGGAGCGAGCGCCGAAGAGAAACGCUCCCGGGAGCUGGAGAAGAAACUCAAGGAAGAUGCAGACAAGGAUGCCAGGACGGUCAAACUGCUGCUGCUAGGUGCCGGAGAGUCGGGCAAAAGCACAAUUGUCAAACAGAUGAAAAUUAUCCACAAAGAUGGUUACUCACUGGAGGAGUGUCUGGAGUUCAUCACUAUCAUCUACAGUAACACGCUGCAGUCCAUCAUGGCCAUUGUCAAAGCCAUGAACACACUCAACAUCAACUAUGGACACCAGGACCAGGCGGAUGAUGCGAGGAAGCUGAUGCACUUGGCAGACACCAUCGAGGAGGGCACGAUGCCAAAGGAGCUGUCCGACAUCAUCCUGCGUUUGUGGAAAGACUCUGGGAUCCAGGCGUGCUUCGACCGUGCCUCUGAGUACCAGCUCAAUGACUCUGCUGGAUACUAUUUGAACGAUUUGGAGCGACUGAUUCAGCCCGGCUAUGUGCCCACUGAACAGGACGUACUGCGAUCUCGAGUCAAGACCACUGGUAUCAUUGAGACCCAGUUCUCCUUCAAAGACCUUAACUUCAGGAUGUUUGACGUGGGAGGACAGAGGUCAGAGAGGAAGAAGUGGAUCCAUUGUUUUGAAGGAGUGACCUGCAUCAUCUUCAUCGCAGCUCUGAGCGCCUACGACAUGGUGCUGGUGGAGGAUGACGAAGUGAACCGGAUGCACGAGAGCCUGCACUUGUUCAACAGCAUCUGUAACCACCGCUACUUCGCCACCACCUCCAUCGUACUGUUCCUCAACAAGAAGGAUGUGUUUGUGGAGAAAAUCAAGAAGGCCCACCUGAGCAUGUGCUUCCCUGAGUACGACGGCCCUAACACUUACGAGGACGCUGGUAACUACAUAAAGAUGCAGUUUUUAGACCUGAACAUGCGCAGAGAUGUCAAAGAGAUCUACUCUCACAUGACCUGCGCCACUGACACAGAGAACGUCAAGUUUGUGUUCGACGCUGUCACUGAUAUCAUCAUCAAAGAAAACCUCAAGGACUGUGGGCUCUUCUAA
This is a messenger RNA of Boleophthalmus pectinirostris (great blue-spotted mudskipper), 1053 nucleotides long. It is a transcript of the gene gnat1, whose product is annotated as guanine nucleotide binding protein (G protein), alpha transducing activity polypeptide 1. The record is from RefSeq and is a predicted model, not a curated record. Gene Ontology annotation, molecular function: G protein-coupled receptor binding; GTPase activity; G-protein beta/gamma-subunit complex binding. NCBI's taxonomy places the organism in Eukaryota, Metazoa, Chordata, Actinopteri, Gobiiformes, Gobiidae. Bases 1 to 1053 code for a protein of 350 amino acids. The transcript is spliced from 8 exons. Gene Ontology annotation, biological process: adenylate cyclase-modulating G protein-coupled receptor signaling pathway. Gene Ontology annotation, cellular component: heterotrimeric G-protein complex.